AGGAGUUUCCACAGAGCGCCCCACGGCUUGCUUGGCGAAGGGCUCUGUCCCUCCCCCGCCCCGCCGCUCCCGCCUUUCACUACGGCGAGACUUGGAGCAGCGGGGACCCAACUUUUCAGCCGCCGAGGAUCAUGACGGGGACUUCUGUAUGCUUGGCAGUUCUGCUGGCGGUGGGCUCGCACUUCAGCCUCGCCUACCAAGGAUCAGGAUAUUCACCAAUAGAAGAUGAUGAAGAUGUGUAUGCACGCAAUAUAUAUAAAGAGCUUCCCACACUCCAUCUAAGACUGCCAUCUGAUGCAGAAAUGAAUACACCAUGGUGCUCUCCUAUCAAGGUAAAAUAUGGCUAUGCGAAUUGCAGAAGUCCUCAAGAAGGGUAUUACAGAAAUGUCUUGGGGACCACAUGUGAUAUUCGUUGUCAGAAAGGUUAUGAACUACAUGGUCCUCAGCAUCUUAUUUGCCAGUCAAACAAACGCUGGUCUGGGAAAGUUCUCUGCAAACAAAAACGCUGCCCAACACUUUCUAUGCCACCUAAUGGAGGAUUCAAGUGUGUCGAUGGUGCAUACUUUAAUUCCAGGUGUGAGUAUUAUUGCUCACCAGGAUAUCAGUUAAAAGGAGAUAGAGUAGUACAAUGUAUGGAUAAUAAAGCUUGGAGUGGAAGACCAGCUUCUUGUGUUGACAUGGAGCCUCCAAGAAUUCAGUGUCCAAGUGUAAAGGAGAAAAUAGCAGAACCCAAUAAAUUAACAUCCCGGGUAUUCUGGGAUACUCCAGAGGGACGAGAUACUGCUGAUGGCAUUUUGACAGAUAUUGUCUUGAAAGGACUUCCACCAGGAUCAUAUUUUUCAGAAGGAGAUCACAAAAUCCAAUAUACUGUGUAUGACAGAGCUGGGAAUAAAGGAACUUGCAAAUUUUUGGUCAAAGUCAGAGUUAGGCGCUGUGGAAAAUUGAAUGCCCCGGACAAUGGCUACAUAAAAUGUUCUGGUGAUGGCAACAAUUAUGGUGCAACUUGUGACUUUUCCUGCAUUGGUGGGUACGAGUUGCAGGGAAGUCCAGCAAGAGUUUGCCAGUAUAAUUUAGGCUGGUCGGGAACAGAUCCAACCUGUACACCUAUGAAUAUUAAUAUCGGUGUGAGGACAGCAGCAGCUCUUCUAGACCAGUUUUAUGAAAAACGAAGGUUGCUUAUUAUAUCCACUCCUGCUGCAUCCAAUUACUUUUACAGAAUGCAGCUGGGAAUAUUGCAGCCAGCUCAAUGUGGUUUAGAUUUGCGGCAUGUUACAGUGAUUGAGUUAGUUGGGAUUUAUCCAGCACAACUGGGAAGAAUAGGAUUAAGACUGAUGCCUGCUGCCUUGGCUGUACAACUCAGGUUGUUACUUCGUAUCCCUCACUAUAACUAUUAUAUGGUAGUAGUUGAUAAACAUGGUGUGGACAAAGAACGAUAUCCUUUUCCAGCAACCCCUGCUGAACUCUUUGCGCUCAUUGACACUUUCCCUUUGAGAAAAGAAGAGAUGAAAUUGCAAGCUGAAAUUGGCCGGUCUUGUCCCUGAUUUCAGACUAUAGACGUUCAGAUGCCAGUAUUUUCACUGCCUAAAUUUUUCUGGUGCUACACAAAGCGUGAGAUUAUGAAAGUCAUUGCUGUACAGAACCCUUUUUCUUGUAUGUAUGUGUUUAGGCUAUGGAUGUUGCAAAACUUCUCAUUUAACCUAUAAAUGAUGCCUCUUUAUCUUGUCAAAGAUGUGAAAGGAUAUUGUUGUAAGGAUAUUGAAUUGCUUUGGUUGACCCUCCCAUGUAAAUGUUUUCUUUCACAGAUCUUUUAUUAAUAAAACUUUUUUGCAUUUUACAGGUUUAGUAUUUAUAUUAACACUAUGUUACAAGGCUGUUUUUUUUUUUUCAUUCAGCAAAAAGGCUCCAGACUACUGUAAGUUUAAAGGAGUCUCACUGAUUUCAGUCAGACCAAACAUGACUGAAUAGGGAUUCAUCACUGUUGUCUUCUGGUUGUAUGGUCUCAUUGAGAUACAGGCAGUCCUCAACUUACAGCCAUUCAUUCAAAAUUACAAUGGUACUGAACAAAGAGACUUUCUACUUGUCCUAAACUUACAGCUGUUUCAGUGCACCCACGGUCACACCGGGUCUUCUUACCAAGACUGACUUGCACUGUUCCCCAAGCUUUGCACGAUUUGGAGAAUUCCAAAGCUGCCAGAGUCACCUCGUAGCUGGAUAGGCGGCAAACAAAUUUAAUAAAUAAACAAAGCAUCACAAGAGCAGGCUCCAUUCUCAUGAUUGUUUGGAAGCCUCAUUCUUCCAAGUGUGGAAUUUGGAGAAGGAGGUUUCCAAAGGAUCACGAGAAUGGAGUCUGCUUGGAGAAUGGUGCAAGGCGGCCUUGGCAAGCAGGCCUAGUGUGGCCAGCAGCUACCUUGCAUAUGGAAGCAGCUGGAGAAAAAUGGUGAAGUGGGGUUCAGCAGAUCCUGUGCAGCUGAGGCUUGGCAGAAUGGUGCUGGCCUGUCAGGAUGCAGUGUGGGGCUUGUGGGGCUUGAGGCAGCAUAGAUCAGGGUUGGAGAGAGAGGCAAAUGGGAAGAAUUGUGAUGUCCCUUCAGUCGUAGGCACUAUUGGCCAGGUCAGUGGCUGAGACAUCCUGGGCUGUGGCAGCUCUACAUGCAUUGGUGGGCUGAAUGGACACACACACACACAUACACAUAUACACACACACACACACACACACACACACACACACACGCCUCCCAGGAUCUUCCCCAAAGCCCUGAGGCACCACUGCACUUCUUAGCUGGAAGUCUAUUUAACAAUCCAUGAAUUAUUUAACUCCUACAACUGGGAGUGCUGGGACUGCAGUCAUUGAGCGAAGCCAUCACAUGAUGUCUCACUUAAUGACCGCUUUGUUCAACAACUGACAUUCUGGUUCCAAUAGCGGUCAUAAGUCGAAGAGUACCUGUUCAUCAUAAACAGCACAGGUUUUAGUGUGAUAAUUCAAAUAAAGUUGGAGCUUUAAUAUAAAGGAUAGGUUUUUGUCUAAAACCUGUGGCAAGUCAUUGGAAAAUUAUAUUACAGCAUAUACUUGCAAAUCAGUUUUCAGUAAUAAAGAAUAGACCUAAAAUUCUAAUAUUCUAAUCUGGAUGAAGUAAUUAAAUCUAUAGAAUAUUUAAAGAUGAUAUGGCUAAGAAUAUUAGAUACUUUUAGGCCUACUUAUAUGAUUCCAGGAAAAAGUCAUUCUUUGUAAGACAUGAGAUGCUUGGCUAAAUACUCUAUAAUUAGGGUUAUUAUGAGUAAUGAUCCUUAUAGACAAGGCAGAGUGGAUUUACUCCUAAACACAAUACCCUUUUGUGGUAUACAUAUGAUGUGCUUUUUUAGUUUUGGUUAUUCAGAUGUGUUUUAGCUAUCAGAUUUUUUUCAGUUAAAGUAUCUUGACCAUGAAUUAAAAUAUACAUGAUGAAUUUUUAACUGCACAUAAAACAAGACUUUACUAUAGCUACACAUAACAACAACCCAACUUUCCAUAAUUCAUGUAUCUCAGUGUAUAAAUAAAAGAAGUGCAAUAUAAAACAAACAUGUUUAGUGUGUGUUUCAAAAUUAUUAUUUAGUCAUUUAUCAUAAGAUUUCUUCAAAACUGGAAAACAUCAAGCAAUUUAUCUUAAUAUGGAACCUAUGACUAUUGCUUUAUAAAAAGAAAAAUAAUAUUGUGAAAAUAUAUUUACUAUCCCGUAUCUUAAACUUUAAUGAGAUUCAGGAGCUUAUAUAUAAUGGCAGACAAUAAAUGAAGUUUAUAUUAAGAAAACAUUCAGUCUGUUUUGAUAUUUAUUUGCGGAUGUAGUAAGUGCUGAAAACUCACUUUCACAAAAGUAUGUUAAUGCAAUCAGUAAUAAGAUUCUUAAUUUUGAUUUAAAGCUUAUUAUCUGAGAAGUCCAUCUAAAAGUCUUCAGCUUCACUGAAUACAUUCAAGCUAUUCAGAGAACAUUGGUGUUUCAUGAAACAUAAUUUAAAGAUUAUUUAUAUACACUGUUCAUACCCAACAUAAAUAUUUCCAAAUGAUGCAAUUAUAAUAGAAAUGAAUAAUAUAAAAAAAACAUCUGACUGCUUUAACGCAAUUUUUUCGUAAAAAACAAAACAAAAGCUUUUUUUUACAUCACCAAUACCAUUUGAUGAAUACUAACAGAAUCAAAUUCUGCAGGAUAAUAGGUAAAACAAGCAGUAUAUGUAAUUUAUUGCCACAGUUGAAUUAUACUAAUGAAUUUGUUUAAGAAUUAUGUAUGAAAAAUAAACAGUCCCUGAUUUAUUUAGAAGCUAUAUUAUUACAGGAUACAUGGCAAUUAUUCCAUAUUCUUCAAGAUAGCUAGUCCAAAGACAGUAAGCCAGUAGGCAGUUGGUUCAAGUUAAACAGUGUCUUAUAGCAAAAUGCAGGGCUGGCUCUGGAGAUUCUGCAUUUGAGAGAUGGAAGAAGGUUCCAUCACUUUCCCCAUGUACUCUCUCUUGCACUUCUGUUGUCUUGGUCUCACCAUUGCCCCUCCCAAGGCAAACAAACUUGGAAUAUCUGUACACUGUGCACUUUAAGUAGAAUGAAACAGUUGCUCCAGACCACAAACUGGGAAGUCAGAAGGCAGAAAAUGAGGAUUUCUAUUCAGUAUGCCCCACAUUCUGGUCUAUUCUUUGAAACUACUAUCCUUAGUCAGGUAAAAUGACUAACAUUCCAUCUAUGUAUAUUAUGUGUGGUUUAGAAGAUCUACCGCUGUUAAAUCCUCAACUUUCAUUUCAUUUGUUUUAAAAUGGAUGUACAUAUCAGAAAGAGCAGAGUACAUGUAAGUUGGUUGCAGAGUAAAUGAUCAUAGCCUUCAUUUAAAUUUUUUGCUCAGCCUUUCUGUGUACCACUAUGCAGAAGUAGACUUGCUUUAAAGUUCAUUUAAAGUGUGCUGUAGCUGCUGAAAAAGCUAGUGCAGUUCUAGGCUGCAUUAACAGAUUAGAAUCAAGAUCACAUGAAGUGUUAAUACCACUUUAUAAUGCCUUGGUAAGACCAUACUCCAGUUUUGGUUGCCACAGUAUAAAAAAGAUGUUGAGAUUCUA
Messenger RNA from Crotalus tigris (Tiger rattlesnake), 5061 nucleotides. RefSeq names its product sushi repeat containing protein X-linked (gene SRPX). The record is from RefSeq and is a predicted model, not a curated record. Bases 132 to 1541 code for a protein of 469 amino acids. The transcript is spliced from 11 exons. Lineage: Eukaryota; Metazoa; Chordata; Lepidosauria; Squamata; Viperidae.